AUGAAAAGAAUUCUACUGGCAGACGACCACAGCUUUAUACGCCUGGGACUUAUCCAGAUCCUGAAAGACGAAUACCCCUCUGUCGAAAUUACUGAAGUAAGCGAUGGAGACUCGCUGGUAAAACAAGUAAUGGAUCACGACUGGGAUCUGGUGAUUUCGGAUCUGGAUAUGCCGGGCCGGGGCGGACUGGAAGCAUUGAAACAGGUGAAGCUGAUUAAACCCCAGUUACCGGUACUGAUACUCAGCAUUUUUACAGAAGAUCUGUACGCGGUAAGGGUAUUGAAAGCCGGCGCCGCUGGUUAUAUGAACAAAAAUGUGGCGCCCUAUGAGUUAAUUAAGGCUGUUAACAGGAUACUUUCCGGCAGAAAAUACAUUACCCCGGAGGUUGCCGAGAAACUGCUGGACAACCAGGAAAAUGGCAAAGAGCCCCACGAACUGCUUAGCAACAGGGAAUUUGAGAUCUUUAAAUUGCUGGCGCUGGGCAAAACCACCAGCCAGAUUGCUGAGGCACUCUCAGUUGCCAUGACCACUGUAAGCACCCACCGGAGCAGAAUAAUGGAAAAAUUAAACUUAUCUACCAACUCAGAGCUUACCCGCUAUGCCAUCAUGCAUCAUAUUAUCGCAGAUGUGUAG
Molecule: messenger RNA, 633 nt
Organism: Ostertagia ostertagi
Lineage: Eukaryota; Metazoa; Nematoda; Chromadorea; Rhabditida; Trichostrongylidae
Source: the annotation of a GenBank genome assembly